UCCGUUUCUGUCUUUCAUUAUAAACUCUCUCUCUACAACAAAAAAAAUAACACUUUCUCUCUCAUCUUUAACCUCCAAUGGAAGCUCUAAUCACUCCAUCAUCCCCUUCACUUUCACUCUCAAAAAAGCUUUAUUCAUCUUCCUUUUCACCAUUAACAACCUCAACAAGCCCAUUCUUGUUUCCAAAGCCCCACAAGUAUCUUACUCAAAGAGUCCACACAAGCAAGUUUGGCAACUUUCUUGAUUUGAUCCCAGAAAACAAACAAACCCCUAUUAAACUUGACAUCAAUUGGCUCGACCCGUCAACCAAAGCCCGGCUGGACGUUAUUGUGAUCGGUGCGGGUCCAGCCGGGCUUUGUCUGGCUGAACGGGUCGCGCGACAUGGGGUCCGGGUCUGUUGUAUUGACCCGGACCCGCUUUCGAUGUGGCCGAAUCAUUAUGGGGCUUGGGUUGAUGAGUUGUCAUGCUUGGGGCUUGAUUCUUGUUUUGACAAAACUUGGCCUAUGGCUUCUGUUCAUGUUGAUGAUUAUAAAACUAAGUAUCUUGAUCGGCCGUACGGCCGAAUAAACCGAAAGAUGUUGAAGAUGAAGUUGAUUGGUGGGUGUGUGUCAAAUGGGGUUAAGUUUCAUAAAGGGAAAGUGUGGAAGAUUAAUCAUCAAGAGUUUGAGUCUUCAGUUGUUUGUGAUGAUGGGAAUGAGUUUAAAGCAAGUUUGAUUGUGGAUGCAAGUGGUUUUGCAAGUUCUUUUGUGGAGUAUGAUAAGCCUAGAAACCAUGGGUACCAAAUUGCUCAUGGGAUUUUGGCAGAAGUUGAAAACCACCCUUUUGAUCUUGACAAGAUGUUACUCAUGGAUUGGAGAGAUUCCCACUUGGGAAACGAGCCGGAUUUACGGGUUCAGAAUUCGAGAAUCCCGACGUUUUUAUACGCGAUGCCGUUUGAUUCAAACUUGGUGUUUCUUGAAGAGACUUCAUUGGUUAGCCGGCCGGUUUUGUCUUACAAAGAGAUUAAACUAAGAAUGGUGGCAAGGUUAAGGCAUAUGGGUAUUAAAGUUAAGAGAGUGAUUGAGAGCGAGAAGUGUUUGAUUCCGAUGGGUGGGCCACUGCCAGUGAUCCCUCAACCCGUGAUGGGGAUUGGUGGAACUGCUGGGUUGGCCCACCCAUCGACAGGGUAUAUGGUGGCCAGGACACUAGCCCUGGCCCCAAUCCUGGCUGACUCAAUCGUUGAGUGCCUUGGUUCGACCAGAAUGAUCAGAGGUCAACCGCUUUAUCAUAGAGUAUGGAACGGGUUGUGGCCUAUUGAGAGACGAUUAACAAGAGAGUAUUACCGAUUUGGGAUGGAGACGCUUUUGAAGCUUGAUUUGAAAGGAACAAGAAGCUUUUUCGAUGCUUUCUUUGAUUUGAAUCCGGAAUAUUGGCAUGGAUUUUUGUCAUCAAGAUUGUCACUUAUGGAACUUGCUAUGUUAAGCUUGUCAUUAUUUGGGCAUUCAUCAAAUUUAUCAAGAUUUGAUAUUGUCACAAAGUGUCCUGUUCCUUUAGCCAAGAUGAUGGGCAAUCUAGUUGUUGAGUCCAUUUGAUUUUGGACCAAUAUUAUUAUGCAGAUUUUUAUCAAAUUUAUCACUAUUUUCAUUUUGUAAACAUUAGAGUUUAUGCUUCU
Messenger RNA from Helianthus annuus (common sunflower), 1651 nucleotides. Its product is annotated as capsanthin/capsorubin synthase, chromoplastic-like. The transcript has a single exon. Gene Ontology annotation, biological process: carotenoid biosynthetic process. NCBI's taxonomy places the organism in Eukaryota, Viridiplantae, Streptophyta, Magnoliopsida, Asterales, Asteraceae. Bases 78 to 1571 code for a protein of 497 amino acids. Gene Ontology annotation, molecular function: oxidoreductase activity, acting on paired donors, with incorporation or reduction of molecular oxygen. The record is from RefSeq and is a predicted model, not a curated record.